AUGGCGAGAUUUGCUGUGGAACAUGAUUUCUUCAGCAUGGAGAAAGAGUCUACUCAUCAUGCUAAACUUGAAAGUGGAACAGCCUUAGGAGAUAUUCAAAGUGUGAUUCCAAAGACUGAUCCUGAACUUUUGAACCCUCAAUUGCCCGUUUUUAGUCCUAUUUCGAGGCUUUGUUGUGGCACGGAAAAUGGCACAAAAAAUGUGCCUCUGACCAUUUUCUACGAUGGAACGGUUACCGUUUUCGAUGUCUCCAGUGACGAGGCGGAAGCUAUUCUAAGGUUCGCAGAAAGCUCAAAAAUUAUGGAUGCGUUUACUCCAAGAAAACAAUUGUUUGUGGAAACAUUAAGUGGAGAUCUACCAUUGGCAAGGAGAAACUCCUUACUUAGAUUCUUGGAGAAGCGAAAAGAGAGGCUGACUAUGGUGUCACCUGAUGGUCUAUUCCAGUCCCCUAUCUUUGGCUCCUUAGGCUAUACUGCCUCUAAAAGCAAGAAUCAGCAGAAGAUCGGAGUAUCAUACAACACUGCUGAUGAUAUAGAUAAAUCCUAAUGUAAAAUGUUAAUUUUGCGGAUUUGGUAGUACUGCUCUUAUAUGUUACUAAGAUAUUUGC
Messenger RNA from Lycium ferocissimum, 607 nucleotides. Its product is annotated as protein TIFY 9-like. The record is from RefSeq and is a predicted model, not a curated record. The transcript is spliced from 6 exons. Gene Ontology annotation, cellular component: nucleus. Gene Ontology annotation, biological process: regulation of defense response; response to wounding; regulation of jasmonic acid mediated signaling pathway. Bases 1 to 546 code for a protein of 181 amino acids. Lineage: Eukaryota; Viridiplantae; Streptophyta; Magnoliopsida; Solanales; Solanaceae.